Capsella rubella is the source of this 750-nucleotide messenger RNA. RefSeq names its product protein GLUTAMINE DUMPER 2. The record is from RefSeq and is a predicted model, not a curated record. Bases 42 to 434 code for a protein of 130 amino acids. Gene Ontology annotation, biological process: regulation of amino acid export. The transcript has a single exon. NCBI's taxonomy places the organism in Eukaryota, Viridiplantae, Streptophyta, Magnoliopsida, Brassicales, Brassicaceae.
AAAAAGUAGUUUCAUUUGAUUCACUCACUAAAACAAAACGCAUGCAGACAAUGGAAGGACGACAAUAUAAUUACCAAGACAGGAGAAACACUAGCUCCUCCAUGUUGGUGCCUCACUCACCGUGGCACUCUCCAGUUCCUUAUCUCUUUGGUGGUUUGGCCGCCAUGUUGGCUCUCAUCGCCGCCUCUCUUCUCAUCCUCGUUUGUUCUUACUGGAGACUCUCCGGAUCUGCUCAGAGUGAUCUCGAGGGCGGAGAUGAUGCCAAACCCGACGGGGACACUAACAAGACUGAGCCUACGACGAUGCCGGAGAAGUUUCUCGUCAUCAUGGCUGGAGAUGUCAAACCUACUUACUUGGCCACCCCGGCGACUCGGUCUGAGAAGAGCUGUACUUGCGGCGAUCAUAGUAGUGAAGAAAGAAGAAGAGGAGGGUAGUAUGUUCAAGUGGUACGGCAGAGCACCGGAAGUUACGGUGAGCUCUUCCUAAAUCAAUCAGUACGGAAUACUUUUGGAUUGUUUAGCCAGGCUCAAUAGGUCAUUACGUGGACCUUACUAGAGGAGCCGGGAGCGGGUGGUAUUGUUUUCAUUUCUUUUUGUUUGCAUCGUUAAGUUUUGGUCCUUUUUUUUUUGUCGACUGUCCUAGUUCUCCACUAUUUCCUGUAUUCUGUCUCAUGAAGGAAAUGUAAUUUUUAUUAGAGUUUAAAGAUAUGAUUAGUAAUACUAAUUAAUGUAAAAAAGAUUAGUAACUUAA